CGGGAGCUGUAGUCUGUGCCGCCUGCCCAGUCAGCGCCGUGCUUCCUGCCCGGCACUCGGAGCCCGGAGCCGCCGCCCAGGGGGAUGCGGGAGCCCCUGGUUCCGGGGAGCAGAGACGCAGGCGGGGAGCAGAGGGCGGCAUGUCCCAGGGCCCGGGAGCACAGCCAAGCCCACCCUCUGUGUACCACGAGCGGCAGCGCCUGGAGCUGUGCGCCAUCCACGCCCUCAACAACGUCCUGCAGCAGCAGCUCUUUAGCCAGGAGGCUGCCGAUGAGAUCUGCAAGAGGUUGGCUCCAGACUCCCGGCUGAACCCCCAUCGCAGCCUCCUGGGCACUGGCAACUAUGACGUCAACGUGAUCAUGGCCGCCCUGCAGGGGCUGGGCCUGGCUGCUGUGUGGUGGGACGGAAGAAGGCCCCUGUCCCAGCUGGCCCUGCCCCAGGUGCUGGGGCUGAUCCUGAACCUGCCCUCACCGGUGUCGCUGGGGCUGCUGUCCCUGCCACUGCGCCGGCGGCACUGGGUGGCCCUGCGCCAGGUGGACGGUGUCUACUACAACCUGGACUCCAAGCUCCGGGUGCCCGAGGCCCUGGGGGACGAGGAUGGCGUCAGGGCCUUCCUGGCGGCUGCCCUGGCUCAGGGCCUGUGCCAGGUGCUGCUGGUGGUGACCAGAGAGGUAGAAGAAAAGGGCAGCUGGCUGCGGACAGACUGAGCCCGUGGAGGAGGGACCCACGGCUGCCACCCCGCCCGUCCCUGCCAGUCCAGUCCACGCCCAGCUGCUGCGCAGGGAAGGACCAGACCUCACUUCAUGGGGCCUGCGGAAGCCCCAACUCCAUCCUCGCUCCCAAUGCCGCUACUGCCUCAAUAAAUCUGAUUUUUUUCCCAGCC
This is a messenger RNA of Molossus molossus (Pallas's mastiff bat), 883 nucleotides long. RefSeq names its product Josephin domain containing 2 (gene JOSD2). Lineage: Eukaryota; Metazoa; Chordata; Mammalia; Chiroptera; Molossidae. Bases 141 to 707 code for a protein of 188 amino acids. Gene Ontology annotation, biological process: protein deubiquitination. The transcript is spliced from 5 exons. Gene Ontology annotation, molecular function: cysteine-type deubiquitinase activity. The record is from RefSeq and is a predicted model, not a curated record.